Messenger RNA from Solea solea (common sole), 3678 nucleotides. RefSeq names its product polyhomeotic homolog 1 (gene phc1). The transcript has 14 exons. The record is from RefSeq and is a predicted model, not a curated record. Bases 295 to 2694 code for a protein of 799 amino acids. NCBI's taxonomy places the organism in Eukaryota, Metazoa, Chordata, Actinopteri, Pleuronectiformes, Soleidae. Gene Ontology annotation, molecular function: zinc ion binding; protein binding. Gene Ontology annotation, cellular component: nucleus; PRC1 complex.
GGAAGAAUUGAGUCCAAAAGAAAGUUUAUAAUUUAGUGCCCAGUGGAAUAUUUUAUUUUAUUUUAUUGUUCGGGGGUUUAGAUAACCCUGGUCAAUACUCCAACAUACUAGGGGGCAGUAAUGAACCUUAACGCAAGGUUUUGUUGUUGAAGAAAAAGACGAAACAGAAGAGAAGAGGCGGAGUUAUGUUGGAGGCAAAAGAUUGAGGCACUUUCAUCGUUUGCAGCAAACAAAGACCAAACCAUUAAUUACAUUUCAUUUGGUUGUUGAUAGGGACAGUUAUAUCAAGAAAACAUGGACGGAGGUGAAGACCAAAACAUAAGCACCACCACCAAUGGAAAUCCUCAGCCGAGUGGGAACUCCCGCACACCCCAGAUAGCCCACAUGUCACUGUAUGAGCGACAGGCUGUACAGGCUCUUCAAGCGCUACAGCGACAGCCAAAUGCAGCUCAGUACUUCCAGCAACUCAUGCUGCAGCAGCAGAUCAACAACGCCCAACUUCAUAACUUGGCCGCAGUACAGCAGGCCACACUGGCAGCGAGCCGCCAGUCCAAUACCCCAAACAACAGCAUGUCCCAGGCAACUACCACUGUCAAUCUUAGUGCCACGUCUGCAGUUGGGACGGUAACUAAUACCCGUCCCCAUGGCCCUGUCACCUCUACAACAACUCCAGCACUCAAUCAGUCAGUGUUGCUUGGUGGAAACUCAGCAGGACAGGGACAGAUGUAUCUUCGGGUCAACCGCUCUCUCAGGGCUCCCCUUGCUUCUCAGCUCAUCUUUAUGCCUGGUGGUACAGCAACAGCUACAGUAACAACUGUGGCCCAGACACAACCCCAGCAGCAGCAGCAGCAGCAGCAGCAACAGCAACAGCAACAGCAUGAUGUGGCUCCUACCAGUGCCCAGUCUGACAAUGACCAGGUUCAGAAUCUGGCUCUACACUGUGUGUCCACUCCCAGAGCAGUUUCUGUCAAAUCUGAGCACCCAGAGCGGAAAGAUGGUUCCAGUUUUCCUCUCGGUCAGCAGCAGCAAACUUUCUCCCAGACUGCUCAGCAGCAGCAAGUACAACCACAACAGCAACAACAAAUGGUCAAACCCAAUUUUGCUCAGCAGUCCUCUACCAACACUCUAACUGUUAAAGCUGGAAACCAGGCCAUGACUGUCACCCCUGCUGCUUCUGUAGCUCCCUCCUCCACCUCCUCUGCAGCGCUCCCUCUUUCCCAGCUACUCCUGUCCUCCUCCACUGCCCCUGUGAUCUUGGUGCCCACUUCAAAUGUUUCUACCUCCACUCAGGGCUACCCCAUCGGCUCAGUGACCCAAAAAGCAAACAUGAACACACAGACUCUGGUGGUGCAGCCUCUUCAACAGGCCAGCACCACUGCAGAUAAAGGACCCGUGCCUAUCCAGCCCAAGAUGGCUCAGGGCCACCGUUUACCCUUGCAGUUACCGCCUAGACACCCACCUCCCAUUCUCCCAGCACCACCUAGCAACAGCCAGGCUAUCGCUGGAGGACACAACCCUCCCCACAUCCCCGUGCAGCUUGUAGGAGCCAGGCAGGGCUUAGCUGGAAAUGCUCAGGCUGUGGCCCUGGCACAGGCUCGGGGCACCACGGCACAGGAAAGCUCAGCUGCUGGGAAUGUUAUUACAGCGUCUAACAACAAUGUCAUGACAAAGCCUGUUGUUGGCUCUUUGAAGAGGAAAUCUGACUGCGACGUACCAAAUGACAUGGUGACAGAAUCCUCGGAGUCUGCAACAGUGAAAGACUCGGCACCUCCGUUAUCACCUGCCCCUACAAAGGACUCAGCUCCUCCUGUCACCGCUGCAUUUUCAUCUCCUCCCACCCUGUCCUUACCUGCACCACUGCCAAGAGUCGGGCAUGGGGACAAAGACAGAGCUCCUGUUCCUCAGGCAGUAGUCAAACCUCAAGUUCUCACUCACCUCAUAGAAGGCUUUGUUAUCCAGGAGGGAGCUGAACCUUUCCCUGUCGUAGGACUCCUCAAAGACCGAGAUUUUGCUCUGGUUGGCCGCUCAGAAAACGGACCUCCAUUGUUAAAGUGUGAAUACUGCGGAAGCCUCGCACCAGCCAGUCAGUUCAGAGGCUCGAAGAGGUUCUGUUCAAAUACGUGUGCUAAGAGGUAUAAUGUAAGCUGCAGCCAACACUUCAAGACGAGCAGGGGGAGAAGUGGUGCAGGAAUGACACCACCUCAGUCGUCUUCUGAGAGUGCUGCCAAGCGCAGAGGCCCCUCACGCAGGAAUAGUUCUAAUAUCUCCAGCAAUAAAAUGUCCAGCAGACAUCUACCUGUCAAGUGUCACUCUGAGUCCAGUCGCUCUGAGGACAUGUCCAGUGACGAAGAGGAAGAAGAGGAUGAUUCCCCUUCACUUUCCCCGAGCUCUUCACGCUCCUGCUCCAGAGCAGAGCACAGUGCUCCUCGCUCUGACAGCUCGGCUCCUGGGAGCCUCCCAAUAGAGGGCGCCAACUUUCUCUCAGCAACUCCAGCUCAGUGGGGCGUUGAAGAGGUCUACAGAUUCAUCUCCUCACUUCAAGGGUGUGAAGAGCUGGCUGCUCAGUUCCUGUCGCAGGAAAUAGAUGGACAGGCUCUCCUGCUCCUGCGAGAGGACCAUCUCAUCUCCACCAUGAAUAUCAAGCUGGGUCCUGCUCUCAAGAUCUGCGCCUCCAUCAACAGUCUGCGUGAGUGAAUGCAGCGGGGUGAAUAAGAGGAACAGUUAAUCCAGUUAAAACCUAAGACUGAGAUCUCCUGGGACAGUGAGGGUGGGUUUUUAUCAAUAACAUAACAAUGGUGCUCAGUCCUUUUGUGAGGUGACAUUAGGAUGGACAGUUUACAUUCUGAACAGUGAAUGUGUUAAAGAUAAAUAAACAAACAUCACUGGUCACUUUAUUAGGUACACAGUUCAGAGAUGGUCUUCUGUAUACCUUUGUUGUAUGAGUGGUUAUUUGAGUUAGUGUUGCCUGUUUUUUCCAUUUUCAACCUGUCUGUCCAUUCUCCUCUGACCUCUGGCAUCAACAAGGCUUUUUUGCCUGAGUGCACUGAGUUGCUGCCAUGUGAUUGGCUAUUAGAUAUUUGUGUUCACAAGUAGUCGGACAGGUGUACCUAAUAAAGUGGCCGGUGAGUGUGUGCAUACACGUGUGAGUGGUGAUCCUGGACAGGCGUUUGUCAGUUGUUUCCGUCGCUGUGUGUGGAAAUCUUUUGUAUGUAUCCUGCACUGCCUGUCCUGCAGUAAAUGCCUUUUGGGCAAAGAUAAUGUUGCCUUCUUGCUGUAUUUCAAACAGUGCUUUAACUUUAGUGAUUUGAAUUGUGAUGUCAGCAACCACAUCUUCAUUUCAAUGUUUAAGUCUUUUUCGUAGUUGUUUGUGUUUUUGUACCAUAGAUGUUCAACACAGGCUCCAAUCGCACCAAGCAAAGGACACUCAAAAAAAAAAGGCCUUGUAUUUUAAUUAGUUAAUUUUACCAGCCAUUAAAAGUUUAGUUUUUAUACCUUUUCCAUUUUAUACUACAAUCAAAAUUAUUUUUUCAUGGAUAUGAUCUAGUUUUAGUAGCUUUAAUCAAUCUAACUACCUGAGAAUAGGUAUUUCCUCACAGUUUACUCUGUCCUCAGGGCUAAGUGGAAGUUCUCUGUGUACAUGUAUGCAAUAAUCAUACCAAUAAAAAACUGUUACUGGAA